Coregonus sp. 'balchen' is the source of this 3895-nucleotide messenger RNA. NCBI's taxonomy places the organism in Eukaryota, Metazoa, Chordata, Actinopteri, Salmoniformes, Salmonidae. The record is from the annotation of a GenBank genome assembly.
UGCACUGUUAGAAACGCAAGCAUGCCUUUCGGUAACACCCACAACAACUUCAAACUCAACUUCAAAGUUGAGGAGGAGUACCCUGACCUCACCAAGCACAACAACCACAUGGCCAAGGUGCUGACCAAGGACAUGUAUGCCAAGCUGAGGGACAAGCAGACCCCCUCCGGCUUCACCCUGGAUGACGUCAUCCAGACCGGUGUCGACAAUCCUGGUGAGUGCCACACAUCUCCCAUACACCCCCUGAGGAUAGACAAUAACCACCGCAAACACACAACUGUCAAAGGUAGAACUGAGCAGGUAUCCCUACAAUAGUCUGCAAAACCAUUGAAGCCUGCUGUGCUAAAGCUUAGGCAUCAAUCAAUCAUAAUGCCAUUGCUUAAGAGAUACUAAUACCACAAUAUAUAAUAUAGCCUAGAUUAUGGUUGCAAAGCUACCAGCAAUUUACCAAACUUACCCGAAUUUUCUGUUAUGUUGGCAAUUAACAGGUAAUCUAUGGCGAUCUAUGGACAUUUUGGUAAUUUGGUAAAAACUAAAAAAGAAUGUUCAUAAAUAGUAUGCAUUUUUUAUAUAUGUGUCCAUAUUGUCCGUGAGUUUGUAGUGGAACAAAAAAAAUGGGUAAACUGCAUUUACUUACAUUUACCCUCCAUUACACCAGUGUUUACAUGUGAUAAGGCCACACAGAGGUCCAGAGAUACUUACAGACACCUGUGAUAAUCUGAAGUACCCAAAAAGGCCACUAGAUGUCAUCUGAUAAAAUAAAAUGAAAAAGAAACGUGAACGUUACCAAAAUUCUGGUAGUUUACUGGUAAGCUUCAAACAUUUCCAGUAAUACCUUCCCUUUGCAACCCUAGAUGAAGCGGAUGGUCAGGGGGCCGGAACAUAAUAGCAAAUAAUUUGUAGACUGCAAAUUGACCGCAAGAAGCCCAAACAGAUAUAUAUAUUUGACUAAAACAUAAUCAUUUCAAACCUUGCUUACAUUUGUAUACAAUCACGUUUCUCUCUUAUGUGUGGGAAUACUUGGGAACAAAUUUCCAAAAUGUAAAUAACUUGGAGCUGAUUUGCUGGUGUUUUUACAGUCUUUUAUGUCCAACAUAAAAAACAUGCGGGGCCAAAUAAAAUCACAAGCGGGCCAGAUUCGGCUGAUGGGCCACCAGUUGGGGAGCCCUGUAAUACUGUAUGUGUAGUGCAUUUUACAUAUCACACACUUUCUUGAAGUCUUGCAUAUCUUUUACACCACAGAGUGGUAUAUUAAAGUCAGUAAGCCUACUUUGUAGGUGUGCUGCCAUCUUACCCUCCUCUCCUCUCUCUGUCCUCAGGUCACCCCUUCAUCAUGACCGUUGGCUGCGUGGCUGGUGAUGAGGAGUCCUACGAGGUCUUCAAGGAUCUGUUGGACCCCAUCAUCUCAGACCGUCAUAGUGGAUACAAGCCCACAGAUAAGCACAAGACCGACCUGAACUUCGAGAACCUGAAGGUAGAGACGUUCCUCUGACAUGUUUUAUGGGUUUCAUUCAAUAUAGGAGGAGUACUGCUGAGCAAAAGUAGUGUAGAAAAAUUGUGAAUAAUCUCUUCAACACAUAGGAGGUUGGGAAUCACAAACUUGUUUGAGCCACUUCAAAUGUUCAGGUCUAAAACUCAGUUGUGACCUUGUCUCUGUGUAAGGGAGGUGAUGACCUGGACCCCAACUACGUCCUGUCCAGCCGCGUGCGUACCGGCCGCAGCAUCAAGGGAUACGCCCUGCCCCCCCACAACAGCCGUGGCGAGCGCAGAGCAGUGGAGAGACUGUCUGUCGAGGGUGAGCCUCCCAGCUACCAAUAGCUACAUAUGCAUACACAGGAUUGUGCAUGAAGCUAGGUAGUAAAACUAACAAAAGGGAGUUUAUUGGAAAUAUAGAUAAGGGUCAUAUUAACAAAGUGGUGAUCUAGGAUACAUUUUUUCCUCCAUAAAUAAUAUGAUUAUGGAUAGGACCUGAACCUAGAUCAGCACUCCUACUCUGAGAUGCUUUGUGGAUACAGGUCCAGAAUUCUUAGCGAACAGCUUCUAGCUGUUAAGAGUGGGGGGAGGAGAGAACAUUAUAUUUCAUAUUUUUUUCUGUGUCUCCAGCUCUGAACACCCUGGACGGUGAGUUCAAGGGAAAGUACUACCCCCUGAAGGGCAUGACAGAUGCCGAGCAGGAGCAGCUGAUCAAUGACCACUUCUUGUUUGACAAGCCCGUCUCCCCCCUGCUGUUAGGCGCUGGUAUGGCCCGUGACUGGCCCGACUCAAGAGGAAUCUGGUACCCAGAACACAGACCCAUACAAUACUCAGACCCAUAUACUAUAUCUCAGUGUGUCUAAUGUAUCAUGUGAUAUGUGCUCCCUCCUUUCUGAAGGCACAAUGACGGGAAGAGCUUCUUGGUUUGGGUGAACGAGGAGGAUCACCUUCGUGUCAUCUCCAUGGAGAAGGGCGGCAACAUGAAGGAGGUCUUCAGACGCUUCUGCGUUGGUCUGAGAAAGGUACCUACUCAAGCCAUAUUGACAUGGCACAAAAACGUCCGUAACACCUUGCAAUGACAUGAAAACGUUGAGAGACAAAGACAAGAAUGUUGAUACUGUAUAUGGUUGUUUCUACAUUUACAUUUUUUUACAUUUUAGUCAUUUAGCAGACGCUCUUAACCAGAGCGACUUACAGGAGCAAUUAGGGUUAAGUGCCUUGCUCAAGGGCACAUUUACGUCAUUUAGCAGACGCUCUUAGCCAGAGCGACUCACAAAUUGGUGCGUUCACCCUAUAGCCAGUGGGAUAACCACUUUACAAUUUGGGGGGGGGGGGGGGGGGGGGUUAGAAGGAAUACUUUAUUACUUUAUAGGAACAGUUUCUCUGACCUGAUAGAUUGAGGAGACCUUCAAGAAGCACAACCACUGCUUCAUGUGGAAUGAGCAUCUAGGCUAUGUGCUGACCUGCCCAUCAAACCUGGGAACUGGCCUGCGCGGUGGCGUGCACGUCAAGCUACCCAAGCUGAGCACACAUGCCAAGUUCGAGGAGAUCCUGGGCAGGCUGCGUCUGCAGAAGCGUGGCACAGGUACGCACACGCACAACAAAAAACACAUCCAGAACAGCUGCUGAUAUAUUCAACUGUAAUUCGUCACAGAUCACGAGUCUUACCUUUUACAACAAAACAUGUAAAAAGGAACAGAGAUUAGUAUGAGCGAAAGCUAUUAUGAAAUAGCCAUGUCCACAGCUGUUAAGACGUCUAUUCACUGAGUCUGUAUUUUUGUUGACAUCUGGAUAAUUUAUAGUAUGAGUAAGGAUGCAGAGAUUGUCUGAGACAAACACUUACACCCGCAUCUCUCCCCCUUUUCCCUGCUCUCUCCAGGUGGCGUGGACACCGCCUCCGUGGGUGGAGUGUUCGACAUCUCCAACGCUGACCGUCUGGGCUCCUCCGAGGUGGACCAGGUCCAGAUGGUGGUGGAUGGGGUCAAGCUCAUGGUGGAGAUGGAGAAGAAGCUGGAGAAGGGAGAGGCCAUCGACGGCAUGAUCCCCGCCCAGAAGUAAAGAGUUGUUGACGUCGUUGGUUAUCUUUUGUUUUUCUAUUGUCAAGUCAUGUGCAAUCGAGCCAACCAACCGGCGUGCAGAGGAAACCGCCACUCGCUCUAGAGACUUGACUCUACCACUCAGCUCAUUUUCUUCUUUCCUUCUGAGCUCUCUCUCGCUCGCCUUUGUCGUUCUGUUUUUUCCCUUUCCUUUUCUUUCUUCUGCCAUUUAUUCCCACUUUUCUCCUGUUCAGUCGGUAACGUCCUGGGAUCUGUAGUCGGGCUUGUCUGACAGAUGUGGCAUCACAUGGGUUGUUAAAGGUUGUCAUUAAAAGUUAUCAUUGAAACUGUGGUCCAAUAAACCUAUCACCAUGAACAAAUACAGA